Messenger RNA from Platichthys flesus (European flounder), 2293 nucleotides. RefSeq names its product biotinidase (gene btd). The coding region runs from base 45 to 1625 and encodes 526 amino acids. The record is from RefSeq and is a predicted model, not a curated record. The transcript is spliced from 6 exons. Gene Ontology annotation, molecular function: hydrolase activity, acting on carbon-nitrogen (but not peptide) bonds, in linear amides. NCBI's taxonomy places the organism in Eukaryota, Metazoa, Chordata, Actinopteri, Pleuronectiformes, Pleuronectidae.
AUGUAACUGCUCAGUCUGUGUUUCACAGUCCCAAGGGAGCAGUCAUGCGUCUGUCAGUUGCACUUUAUGUCGGUUUUUAUGUUUUAACGUCGGCUGCGGGUCAAACCGAGUCCGCUCCCGGAUCCUCGUACGUCGCUGCCGUGUACGAGCAUCACUUGGUCCUGAACCCGGAGCCUCAAGUUCCGCUGUCCCGACCCGAGGCUCUGCGACAUGUGGAGAAGAACCUGCAGAUCUACGAGGAGCAGAGUGAGAGAGCUGCCCAGCAGGGGGCCCAGAUCCUGGUGUUUCCAGAGGACGGCCUUCAGGGUUUCAACUUCAGCCGAUCGUCCAUCUCUGGUUACCUGGAAACCAUUCCUGACCCCCAGCAGGAGAACUGGAAUCCCUGCACAGAGCCGGGCAGACACAACAACACUGAGAUUCUCCAGAGGCUGAGCUGCAUGGCACGUCGGUACAACCUCUACCUGGUGGCCAACAUGGCUGACCUGCAGCCUUGCCCCCUGUCGACCAGCCCUUCCUCCCCCUGUCCGCCUGAUGGUCACUGGCAGUUCAACACCGAUGUGGUUUUCAGGUCUGAUGGGCAGCUGGUUGCACGCUACCAUAAACAAAACCUCUACUUUGAGGACGCCUUUGACUCACCACCGCAGCCGGAGAUCAUAACAUUUGAAACCCCUUUCGCCGGGACGUUCGGCCUCCUCAUCUGCUUUGACAUCCUGUUCAAGGACCCCACAGUCACCCUGGUGGAGAGGGGUGUGCGUCAGCUGAUCUUCCCCACAGCCUGGAUGAACCAGCUCCCCCUGCUGGAUUCGAUCCAGUUCCAGCAGGCAUUCAGCCUGGGUGCCAACGUCACCCUGCUGGCGUCCAACCUCCGCCACGACUAUUUAAUUAUGACAGGAAGCGGUAUCUACACGCCGUUUUCUGCCACCUUCCACCACGCACAGAGGGGAGAUCCAGAGGAGGGCAGGCUGCUGGUGGCCAGGGUGCCAGUGUUGGACCCACUGGUUGCAGGGCCCAGUGUGACGCAGCAGGAGGGGGCAAUCAGGGAUGAGUCCACAUCCUCUGCUGCAGAUACAGACUCAGUAUACUGUCACCAAGACAGCUGUCUUGAUAUUUCUCAUCCUGAGACAACCUCUGCUGUUUCUCCCUCCUCCGUCACCUUCAACUCAUCCAUGAUGUACGAUCCGUUUACAUUCGUCCUGCUGAAUAAGACAGAGGGCAAACUUGACGUGUGUCAGGGCCCUGUCUGCUGUCACCUGCAGUACAGGCAGUCACAACAACAGGGCGGCACUCAAGAGCUCUAUGCACUGGGGGCAUUUGCUGGCACACACACUGUGAAUGGACGCUACGCCCUGCAGGUGUGUGCGUUGGUGCGCUGUGCAGGGUCGGAGACCAGCUCCUGCGGACAGGAAGUGGAAGAGGCUGAGACUAAAAUGGACUUCCUGUUGGAGGGGACGUUUGGGACCAGACAUGUGUAUCCAUCCAUAUUGGCGAGUCAUCACGUUCUGGAGCAGCCGGAGCACCUGGAGAAGACGGCAGAUGGCAGAGUGACCAUGAAGCAUUCAAACAUGACGGGAGGCCUCGUCACGGCCUGUCUGUACGGACGAAUGUACCACCUGGACAACGAAUGAACUACAGCUGCUGGGAUUAACCCACUAGAAUGAUUGUUCAUCAUUUUAAGGCAAAAUUGCCAAAGAUAAUCUUCGCUUCUGCAAUAUGCGAAUUUGAUGUUUUGUACGCCCUUUGGACAUGAUUGUAAAGUAAAUAUAUUUUAGUUUUAGACUGAUGGUUGAAGAGAUCAAGACACUUGAGGGUGCUAGAUUGAGCUGCGGUAAAUUAUGGAGGGAAGUUAACAAUUUGUAGCAAUUUUAGGAUUUUUUUUUAUAUUUAAUUCAACCAAGCGGCACCAAAUUUCCCAAACCCUAAUACCAGUUCCAUAAAUAUGAUUCUUUUCACCAAGAGCUAAGAAUUAAAACAAAAGCUCCCUAUCUCAAAAUGUUAAAGACCAUUUCUGCAUCCGACCCCUGAUCCAGAUCCAUACCACACUUUUAUGGGUUAUUCUCCAACUCACGUCAAGUUCUUCCGUAAAAUUUUGUGAUUAUAUGUUCAGUAGUUUUUAAACAUAAUCUUGUUUACAAACAAACCAACAAACAAAUGAACAAGGAUGAAAACAACCUCCUUGGUGGAGGAGAUGGAAUUCCCUUAAAAAUAGAAUUUUGAAGUUUUCAUCAACACUACUGACAACUCCGCUAGUACACUUUUGUACAAACUGCAAUAAAUCAAAAAACAAAUAUCUUUA